Molecule: messenger RNA, 210 nt
Organism: Prorocentrum cordatum
Lineage: Eukaryota; Dinophyceae; Prorocentrales; Prorocentraceae
Source: the annotation of a GenBank genome assembly
GAGUGCCUAGCUUUGCAGGGGUUCACGCAUACGUUCCAGAAGCAGGCAGACAAUUCGGGGUUCGGCGAGGAGUUCGGGCAGGACGAGUUGAUGGACUUGGCGGGCAAUGCCUUCUGCGGCGCUGUCCUCUUCGCUGUCUGGCUGGUGAUCGUCGCCGCGGCCCCGUUGGCGGAAGCGGACGAGAUCGGCGUCGCGUCGCGCGAGGAGCAG